Messenger RNA from Cladophialophora bantiana CBS 173.52, 633 nucleotides. RefSeq lists its product as uncharacterized. NCBI's taxonomy places the organism in Eukaryota, Fungi, Ascomycota, Eurotiomycetes, Chaetothyriales, Herpotrichiellaceae. The transcript is spliced from 3 exons. The coding region runs from base 1 to 633 and encodes 210 amino acids. Gene Ontology annotation, biological process: mitochondrial electron transport, cytochrome c to oxygen. The record is from RefSeq and is a predicted model, not a curated record.
AUGUAUCUCCGCUCCUUACCCCGUGUAGCUCGUGCUUCCACCAGCACCUCGACAGCAUGCACCCGGAUCACACCUCCCUCAAUUCGAUCCUUCCAAUCCUCAGCGCGGUCUCUGGCUCCCACUUUUGCAGCUACCCAGCAUGUCCCUCCGAUGACCAGCCAGUCUCACAUGCGAUCUGCUCACGCCAUCUCCAACCCUACCCUCGCCGGAAUUGAGAAGAGAUGGGAAGCUAUGCCUCCACAAGAGCAGGCCGAGCUUUGGAUGCAAUUGAGAGAUCGUAUGAAGGUUGAUUGGAACGAGAUGACUUUGCAGGAGAAGAAAGCUGCGUGGUGGAUUGCAUUUGGACCUCACGGACCCCGUGCCGAAGCACCCCCGGGCGAAUGGACCAAGGUGUGGCUUUACACAGCUGUUGGUCUUGGAAUAUCGUUGGCUAUGUUCCUCCUCAUCCAAUCUUUUGCAAGACCGCCACCACGGACUAUGACCAAAGAAUGGCAAGAAGCUACCAAUGAAUACCUCAAGUCCGAGAAAACCAAUCCUAUGUAUGGUAUCAGCCGUGAAGGAUACACCGGCCCAGGCUUCGUUCAAAGCAAGUCUGCAAAGUCUCAGGGCAUUAAGCUUGAACCGGAUGAAUAA